CGUGACCUGGGUCGUACAAAGCAACAAUUUAGUAUCGCUUGAUCUGGCAGCACUCCGAGUCAAAAAUUCGCAUCUACCCUGAUAGGAAAUUUUCAUCCCAACGAUGAAGAUAUUCCACUAGCUUCGCCAUCGUUCCCUCUAUUGCACUCAUUACUUCGAGUCUAAGGAUCAGUAUGAUGUACAUGAUUUUUGGGGGUCGACAUUGUAGGCUCAGCUACUACUAGUAGUACUAUAGGCAGCUCAAGCGCCAAAUAGACAUUUUCGUCUAUCAUCGGCAGCUGCCAUUGCCAUGUUCCCAUAACCUUUCUGCCUUGUUAUUUCCCCCCCCGCAUAUCUGGACUUUACUAUCUUUGUAUUUAACCAAGGCAGCUCAAGGCGCGGCGCAUUAUUCCACUUCCCAUCAUUUUUGUUCUCACUAAUGGAUCCCCCCAAAUCUUCAACAACGACAUUUCGUAUUACUACUUCCCUGGGUCCCGCAGGCCAAUUUGCGAACUCGUCCAUGACCGUUACCGAGCUUAAGGGCCGAACAAAUCACGAAAAGGGAGAACACUAUCUACAAUUAUCGCUGUCAGCCCUGCGAGAGCUAGCUGACCUGUUGGAAAACGAUCGCCUCUCACCAACUGAGAAAGCUAUCUACGAUCGAGCUUAUACCACUGGCCAACGUCAAUACGAUGAAGCGAAACGAAUCAGAGACCAACUUUUGGAGCAGAAGAAAACCUUCCGCAAGUUCUUUGUUAACCUUUUCGUCCGCACGGAUGCCCGCCGGUUCUAUAAAGUCUCAUAUGAAACUUAUUCGAGCAUUAGACGAACUUCAGAAGACCUAGUUAGACGAUUGCUGCCAGAUAAGAGUGUUAUCCUCGUAUCAGGGAGUCACGGGGAGAAGCCCUCGCAAGACCAUGUUUCUGUUUGUGAGGAGGAUCCACGGGAAGUAGUCGAAGGCAGUCUUCCAGUCGCCGAUCUUCCUCCCAACGAAACCAUCAGAGGUAUAACUGUGGAGGUACAUAACGAACAAGAAGAGCAAGAGGUCUUUGCGAACCUGAAGCGAAUAACGAACUCCAGAAAAGCAGACGAAGACGAGGAUGAGGAUGAGGAUGAUGGUCAAACCAUCAAACCCGCGCCCUCACAAAGUAGACCACCAUCUCCUAGCCCCAGCUGCACGAUCAUCUGGAAUAAUUAUUACAUUAACAAAAGCGUGGCGUCCUUCGAUUCAGAAUUGACCGGAACAACUUUGAACAUCGGGGUAGAUGGAGGGGUCGGUCCCUCAUCUGGUUGGCUUACUGAUACCAACCAGCCACCGUACGCAUGAUGAGAUUGAUUUGCAGGCGGAAGCAUGUUCAUUAGAUCUAGUCGGCAGUGCUGUAUUGAUAUAACAUCGAUCGGGUAUUCGUCGGUCUGUGGAUCUGCUCGUAGAGCUAGAAAGUCAUGACAAUGGUGAUGAGCGCAAGCACCGUAAUUACGUCUGUACCUCCAAUCAAUCUGCAUUACUG
Messenger RNA from Suillus fuscotomentosus, 1487 nucleotides. RefSeq lists its product as uncharacterized. The transcript is spliced from 8 exons. The record is from RefSeq and is a predicted model, not a curated record. NCBI's taxonomy places the organism in Eukaryota, Fungi, Basidiomycota, Agaricomycetes, Boletales, Suillaceae. The coding region runs from base 419 to 1306 and encodes 295 amino acids.